CCUCCUCACCUUUCGGCACCGCAAGCCUCCCCUUCACCUCCCGGCAGGUUCUGCACCCCCUUGGGCUGACUGCCAGCCUGACCACCUCCCCCUCCCCAAAACUAUCCACUCCCUUCCACCUGCCUUCCUUACCUACACCAUCCUGAGGGUUUUGUUGAUUCCCUUGGAGGUCUGCAGCAGCACCAUGGGAGCCCUGCGGUGUUUUAUACUCCUGCUGGCAGUGUACCACCUGUCUGAUGGAGGGAGGACAAGAGGGAGCAGAAUAGACAACAGAGAACCAAAUGGAAAAGUAAGAAUGAAGGCCCCGUACGUUCACAGAUCCAGCUUCCAGCUGUAUUCCGACGGAGACUCAGUGGAGGAAGCCUGCACAGUCCUGCCUUUUCAGCCUCAGACACUGGAGUCCUGUAGCUUCAAUGCGAGCAACCCCUUAAUCAUCAUCAUCCAUGGAUGGUCGGUGGACGGGUUGAUGGAACCUUGGGUGCCCCAGCUGGCCGGGAUCCUGAAGUCCUCUCUGAGGGACGUUAAUGUGAUGAUCAUUGACUGGCUUUUCCUGGCCCACCGGCACUACCCCAUUGCAGCACAAAACACCAGAGUGGUGGGACGAGAGAUCGGCCAACUUCUGCAGUGGCUCGAGGAGCAUUCUCACUUUGCCCCAGAGAAGGUUCAUCUGAUUGGCUAUAGUUUGGGUGCCCAUGUCUCAGGGUUUGCUGGCAGCCACUUGACUGGAUCCAGCAAAAUUGGAAGGAUCACAGGCCUGGACCCAGCAGGCCCCCUGUUUGAGGGGAUGUCCGGCACUGACAGGCUGUCUCCCGACGAUGCUGUAUUUGUGGACGCCAUCCACACCUUUACCCAGGAGCACCUGGGCCUGAGCGUGGGCAUUAAGCAGCCGGUGGCUCACUUUGACUUCUACCCUAACGGGGGCGCCUUCCAACCCGGGUGCCACUUCAAGAACCUGUAUGAACACUUAUCAGAGUAUGGGCUGCUGGGCUUCCAGCAGACGGUGAAGUGUGCCCACGAGCGCUCGGUCCACCUGUUCAUCGACUCGCUGCUGCACGGGGACAAGCAGAGCACAGCCUACCGCUGCAGCGACGACGGCUCCUUCGACAAGGGCGUGUGCCUGGACUGCAGGAAGAACCGCUGCAACACGCUGGGCUACAACAUCAACCGCGUGCGCACCGCCACCAGCAGGAAGCUCUUCCUGAAAACGCGCUCCCGCAUGCCCUACAAAGUCUAUCACUAUCAAUUCAAGAUUCAAUUCCUGAACCAGAUCGAGCGCAUUGAACCCUCCCUGACCAUCUCUCUCAUUGGGACCAAGCACGAGAAUGAGAACCUGCCCAUCACUUUUGUGGAAGAGAUCUCCGGUAACAAGACCUACACCUUCCUGAUCACGCUGGACUCAGACAUCGGCGAGCUGCUGAUGCUGAGAUUCCACUGGGAAGGCAGCGCUGUGUGGGCAAACUUGUGGAAUAAGAUGCAGACCAUCAUUCCCUGGAGCAAGAUGGCGAAGGCCCCAGAGCUGACUGUGGGAAAGAUCUGCGUCAAGUCAGGAGAAACACAGAAGAAGACGUCAUUCUGUGCACAGACGGAAGAAGAAAAACACAUUCCACCGUCGCAAGAAAAAGUGUUUGUGCGCUGUGAAAGGGGUCGCAGAAGACACGGGAGAGUGUACAGCUGAUUCCUGUGGACUUUUAUAAAGGACGCCAGUAAAGAACAGGGCGACUCGAUUCAAGAAACAAAAACUGUCUGAAUUAAAAUUUCUCCUUCCACAAGGAUCCUCUGGAGGUUCAUAUUUCGUGUGAACAAUAUUUUACAAAAUACAAUUACUAUCGAUAUGUAUAUGUGUUUUUGAAAGGUAAUAUUUUGUGUGUAUUUAUAUGUUCACACACACACACAUAAAACAUUAUAAAGACAAAGGCUUGUGCUGCAGGCUCAGGUAUAAGUGUGCAUUUAUACUGGAUUAAGCUCAUUUUAAAGGGGGCAGAGUAGGCUGAAGACCUGACUCAGUAAGAUACAGUAAAAUCAGCUGCAUCCAAGCAAGAUUAAACUUUUGUCAGACAGAGGAAACGCUCAUGCGAGUGCACAAAUUCCCACCGCUGGUGCUUAGAAAUCUGGUAUCGCCUGGCUUUCUGCACAAAAAGCACUUUUCCACAUUGAUGGUCUGUUGCCUUUGGUGAAUGAGACCCACAAUUUCAAGCAUUAGCCAGAGCUAGAAGCAUUCGCUGUGUCAUAAUCCACAAAACCAAGAAUAAACUAAAAAGUUAAAAUGAAAAA
Messenger RNA from Conger conger (European conger), 2271 nucleotides. Its product is annotated as hepatic triacylglycerol lipase-like. NCBI's taxonomy places the organism in Eukaryota, Metazoa, Chordata, Actinopteri, Anguilliformes, Congridae. The transcript is spliced from 9 exons. Gene Ontology annotation, molecular function: triacylglycerol lipase activity; apolipoprotein binding. Bases 185 to 1675 code for a protein of 496 amino acids. The record is from RefSeq and is a predicted model, not a curated record. Gene Ontology annotation, biological process: lipid metabolic process.